AUGCCCAUUUUGACUCUCUCUAAUCUUCUAACUCCAUUAAGAUGCCCAUUUUGAUAGACACAAAACACAUUAAUUAUCACUCCUGAAACUAAACCCUCUCUCUCUCUCUUUCUCUCUCUCUCUCUCUCUCUCUCAACUCCUUCAUUUGGAACCAAAAAUAUGAAGAGCAGCAGCAACAUCAGACACCUUCAACCAGCAGUGAUUUUUCUGCUUGGGGCAGCUUUUGCUGGCAUCUGCAUGCUGCUCUUCUUCUCUGCAGAUCCUGCAGGAGGGAGAGCAUUGGAUUUGGAGGUGUCACAUCUCAAGAAUGGGCCCAGUAAGUUGCCUUCACUGGAUCACCAGCCUGAUCAAGAAGCUAACUCCAAGGUGGCUUCUGAUCAUCAUGAAGAGCCCAUCAGAUCAACUAAGGCCCCUCUUGUUAACAAGACAACGAGUCAUGACGAGCAAGACAUAGAAGAGUUGGCGCGGAGAGCAACCAUGGAUGACAGAACAGUGCUGAUGACAGCAGUGAACGAAGCCUGGGCGGCGCCGAACUCGCUUCUCGAUGCAUUCUUCGAGAGCUUCCGGAUCGGCGAGAAUGUGGAGCACUUCGUGAAGCAUCUCAUAAUCGUCGCGCUGGACGCCAAGGCGUUCGAGCGGUGCAAGUCGGUGCACCCGUACUGCUACUUCCUCAGACCGCAAGGCGUCGACUUGUCCGCGGAGAAGAGCUACAUGACCAAAGAUUAUCUUGAUCUGGUGUGGAGCAAGAUCAAGCUGCAGCAGCGUAUUCUCGAGCUCGGAUACAACCUACUCUUUACGGAUGUGGACAUUGCCUGGUUCCGGAACCCCCUCGAGCACAUAACACUCGCGGCGGACAUAUCGACGUCGAGCGACUUCUACUUCGGGAACCCCCACGCCCUCGGGAACUACCCGAACACCGGGUUCAUCUACUUCAAGUCAUGCAAGAAGAACAUCGAGGUGAUGCGGUACUGGCACGAUUCGAGGAGGCGGUGGCCGCAGAACCACGACCAGUUCGUGUUCAACGAGAUCAAGCACGAGCUGGUCGACAAGUUCGGAGUGCAGAUCAAGUUCCUCGACACGGCCUACGUCAGCGGGUUCUGCCAGCUCGGCAAGGAUCUGAACAAGGUCUGCACUGUGCAUGCCACCUGCUGCAUUGGGCUCAACAACAAGCUUUACGAUCUGCGAGGGGUUAUCGAGGAUUGGAAGAAUUACACAUCUCAUCCGGUCUGGCAGAGGCAGAUGGGCCACCUGAAAUGGAGGCUCCCAGGCAGAUGCAUACACUGAGAAUGCAGAAACUUAUGUCAGAUUAGUUGUCAGAACAAAAAAAAAUUGAAUUCAAAUUCACUUUGUUAUUUAUAUAUCUCCGUAAUUCGAGCAUUCCGGUAACAAGUAUGACACAAAAUUUAAAAUUCUCUCUAAGAAUUGCGAGUGAAAAAGAGGUUGUGGAGUGAUGGUUUCUUUCAAUAUCAGAAUCAGAAUCAAGGCUUGUUUCAGAUUAA
Messenger RNA from Ananas comosus (pineapple), 1499 nucleotides. RefSeq lists its product as uncharacterized. The coding region runs from base 160 to 1284 and encodes 374 amino acids. Lineage: Eukaryota; Viridiplantae; Streptophyta; Magnoliopsida; Poales; Bromeliaceae. The record is from RefSeq and is a predicted model, not a curated record. The transcript is spliced from 3 exons.